CGCGUUUUACGACCGCUUAUUAGGAUUGCAAAAGCGGGAUUUAUCAAAUGGUUUUUUGGAGGACUGUACUUGUACCCAACAUUUCAAAAAUCAGACCAACAGUUUUCACGUGACUUUAAAAGGUUUAUUUAGAACAUACUGACAAUGAGUGUCCGAAGUUACGACAGAAAACGUACCUAUUCAUCUUUAAAGCGAAAUAUCCAAUUGUUGGAAAGUGCUUCAGGGUGCUUUACGUGUUCUAUAUGCUCACAAGACAAGGGGCUGAGUGAUGGCCAUUUAAAUUAUCUAUCAAAUAUAUCUCAUAAACCUGACUCAAGUACUUCUGAUCCCGAAGUUUUUGUCUCACAUUUAACGAAGUAUCAUUCAAAUGAUGAAAACCAUUUAUGCCUUUACUGUGACUCCUUAGUUCAUCGGAAUUAUUUGAUGAUUCACAUUUCCCAGCACUUACUAACUCCUUCCUCCUCAAAAUCGCCGAGAAUCUUUUCUUGUCCAUCUAAACCUCAGUGUUCUCAUGAAUUCAGCACUAAUCGUUUUCAACAUAUGCAGAUUCACUGGGAGACUCAACAUAGUAGUUCAUCUGAGACCUCCAAAUUGCAAUGCAGUCAAUGCAUGGAUAAAUUUUCUACAUUGUUGGAGUGGGGAGAACAUAUUAAAUUAAAUCUAUGCUCACUUGUACACUGUACAUUCCCCGGUUGCUUUGUGAAAUCACCAUCUCGAACACUUAUCUUAGAUCAUUUUCGACGAAAACAUACUGAUUCUCUUGAUCUCAAAAAAAAUACUUCUUUUCAAUUAUUUGGCGAAACUACAGAGUUAAUUUGUAACCAUCUUGCUACAAUUGUUGCUAAGUUAGAUAAUGCCUCACAAUAUGAUUGCACUUCCUCAUUGACUGUAGUUGAUCAGGCCUCUAUUGUUAACAAGAUAUUUGCAGAUAUGUCCUCUCCAUUCGUCUUUCUACUUCGUUGUCCUUAUUGUGAUCUUACAACUGUUCGGUGGAUUUAUUUUCUGAUGCAUCCUGCUUCCUGUACAGGUAUAAGGGCAUACUUCCGUAAUCGUUGCCAAGAAUCUGAGAAAGUACUACCUCUAGUUUAUCGCUGUCAUAUUUACUGGUGUUCGAAAUGUCAGGUGGUAUCUACAGAGCAAAAAUUAAUUGCGGAACAUGUUACUUAUUCUCAUAAUCCCAAGGAAGCAUCAGUCUAUCGGGAACACUUACGCGUUUCUUUACUGGAUAAUGACUCUGAACCGGUUACAACUGAUAUAUCUCUCAGUACUGAACAGAAGUCGGAAUCCUCUACAUAUGCUCUUGAUUUUUUCCCUUCUUUUUCCUCAAUUCCUGAAGAUGAUACCGAGAAAACUGAAUCACCUAUGAAUCUUGCAGCUUUGGCCCGACCUACUGCAUCAAAGUUAAUGAGUUUAACUAGCCGAGUUCAACAAACUCCACCAAGCAAUGUUCAUACGCUUUCUAUUGAUCAGUCUUCAUCUAAUAAUAACGGUAUGAUAGUUAGUAACAGUUUAGCCAGUAUCCCAGCAAGUUCACCAAUGAAUAUAAUAAAUAACGCUGCUGGAAACUUAAGUGCAUGUGAUGCAGCCUCAGCUGUUGCUGCUAUGGCUGCAGCAGCUCUUUCAGGUUUGACUAACUUCAACAUAAACAAUGCUGUUCCGAAUUCAGUCAGUACAUUUUCAAAAUCAUUAGCUUGUGAUAUAUCAUCUCCAAUACCAAUUCAGCCUAAACCCAGCAUCCUGUCUACAGAAUCUAUAGAUCCAAUUCAAGAUAGUAAACAAGUCAACAAUAACGAUGUAUUGGGUUCCCAGUCCAGCGACUCCUUAGAUUCACUAGAUAAAUUUGCUGAUGAUAACCUUUCAUCGGAUGAAAUUAUUCGUGGCUGCGAAGGUUUAGUUUCUUUCCCAUUCGAUGAAUGUAAAUUCCGCAGUGAACUAUGUGCACAAUUACAACCUCAUGUGAUAGAUUCAUUAGUUUUAAAAAUGAAGCAGUUCUCCUCUUACUUUGUUCGGAUUUUAGGGAAGGAGAAUCAUCGUCGUAUCCCAGUUUGUCCAGAAUGCGAAAAAGUGUUUCCAUACGGUCUUGGUGAUUUUAAGCGACAUUUACUUACAGUGCAUCUGGAAGUCCCCAGAGAACAUUUAAAAGAUUGUUUGCGUUUUACUUAUCUCCCCAAAAGUGAGGAGAGGUUUCAGGAAGUUCAAGAGCAGCUCGCUAUGCGUCAGAUGAAGCCUCGUGUCCUCGAGAUUGGGCGCCGUCGUAUUCCUUUACCAUAUUCAAUACGCGUUUUACGAAGACUGACUGCCCAUCUUCCUAUUGCUACGCGAGAAUUCCUGGAGCAAAAGAUGCAGUUGUACUGUCGUCUGUCGGUUAUAGUUGACACACGCGGAGGGUUUCGGAGGUACAAAUGCAACCAUUGUUCUUAUUCAUCACCACAUGCUCUGGCUGAUGUGAGGAAGCAUAUAUUGGGGUCUCAUUGUGGCAUAUCGACUAAACAUUUUCGCCACUGUCUCCAAGCAUCCCGCUUGGAUCCUGUUGAGUUUACUUUGUUCUCUGAUGAAAAGUUAAGUCGUCUCGCUAGAGAUUUUUUACACAGACGUUUGGUUUCAAAUAAUCCAACCAGCCCAAAUGCUUCACCAAAUCCAGUUGAUGAGAAUCAUCCUAGUUCUUCUGAGAGUUCUACGACUUUCGCUACAUCGUUGAAUAGUUUGUCUUGUACACAAGACUCGUAUGUCUCUCAUUUUACUACCGUUGUUCCGGGUUCCCAAACUAAAGUUACUGUAAAAAUUCGACCUCCGGUACCUCCAGAUUUUCAUCCUCCUAAUUCUACGAGUCCUAUCCAAUCAACUGAUAGUCACAUCAAUGGUUCCCCUGUUACAUCUAAUAUAGAACAGUCGAUAGCAUCUUCCAACUCAAAUGUGGAUUUAGCUUCACUACCAUCUAUACCAGGAAUAGAAGGCGCUGAUAAAGUUGUUGACCUUGCCUUGCCGUUUUCUGAACCAGUUCUCCGUCAUUUGUUGGAAUCCUCUGGUGCUCCUGAACACCAUAUAGAAGAUAUAGUAUCGAAAAUGCGCGUAUACUCAACUUACAAAAUGAGCCGAAUAUGUCGUAAUGAUCGCACUAUAGCUUUCCGCUGUCCCUGUGGGCGCCUUUUUAUCACUACUCGACAACCUGACAGUAAAAUUCGCGCCGCAACAUUAGCUGAUAGUAGGCGUCAUGUAAUGGGUGUUCAUGCUCGUAUUCCAAAUGUAUUUAUCACCAUUUGUUGCCAGGCUUCUCGUAUUACUAGGGAAUAUGAUUUUCAAAUCUAUCCUGAUGAUAUGCUUCUUCGAUUGGCUAUGGACAGACCCAUUAAACUUAAUAAUCUUCCUAAUGUUGGUCCUCCUGACGUAACCACUACUAGUAUGAAUGGUCGUUCAGCACCAUCUAGCUUCGCAAAACCUUUGAAAGAAUUGGCUCCUUAUCCUUCUGUGCCUACAACAGCACUUCAGCCGUCGAUGAAUAUUCACUCUGUUUCAUCUUCACCUCGAACACUAAUCACAGAUGUUGCUGAAACAGACUCAGUUAGUGAAGGGACCGAUACCGGUGCAGCAAGCGGUUCAAUUUGUCAUGAUGAUUCACUUACUAAAUAUGACGGUAAUGAAAAUGAUGAUGACAAAGAAGGCUCAGAUGUUGAUCCUAAAAAGAUGCAGAAAGAAGUGGAAGAUCCACUUGCACAAUUAAAUGCUGUCCAGGCUUCUGGUGCAGAGGAAGUGGAACGUGUAAUUGAUCUUCCAUAUUCAUCCGAAGCUUUAAAAACUUUAGUACAAGGCUACUGUCCACCUAACUAUUUUCCGGUUCUUGAGGCUAAAAUGGGUGUCUACAGUUCACUAAAGGUGUAUAUUACCAGACGGCGAGGUAGAAGAUAUUUCUGCUGCUCUGGUUGUUCCUCAUCUUCACCACAUGGAAUGGGUGACAUUCGAAAGCACAUACUAGGUGUACAUGCUAAAGUACCAGAACGUUACAAAGCUGCUGCUAUGCAUUGUAGCCGCCUCAGUCGUGAAGAUAACACUCUAUUACCGAAUCAUGUUUUACUUCACUUGGCUAAAAUGAAAUGGAAAGGAACAGUGAUUAAGCCACUGUCUGAAAUGGACCUUAGUCAGUUUGGAUCUCGUCGUGCAUCAGCUGUUGGUUUACCUCGCCCCUCAGGCCAGUUUGCGUCUCAGGUUUAUCAACCUACUAUCCAUCGAGAAGUCAAUUUUAAUCGUCCUGAACAUUUUUCUUCCAGUCCAAGCAAACAUCCAGUAAAUAAAAGUUUGUCAAAGAUUUCUACUCAAGAUGUUGGAAUCGCAGAUGGAAGCGAAGCCACCAAUCCAAACAGAACAGCAGGGAAUUUAACAGAAGAAGAUAGGACCAACAACCAUGAGAGUGAAGAAGUGAAUGGAAAUUCUAGCGUUUUUGAUAAUGAUGAUGUGGAUUUACCCAAAAUACCAACUAACAUUUUCCACAAUUCAAUUGAUUACCAGUUGAGCGAUGAUAGUUUUGAUUUAUCAAGACCAGCUAAAAUAUUACGGCUUAAUGAUAGUGUUGAUGAUAAUAAUACUCUUAUUGUAUAUCCAUUACAAAUCAAUGGUAUUUCUUCGGUUCAUAGUUCUCAUGAAAAUGUCCCUGGCUUAUGUAAUCCCUUCCCAGCUAUUCAAAUAUCUAAUACACCUGUAUUUGAAUCACAAAACAAAUCAACUAUUACUCUUAGUGGAUCUAGCCGUCGUAAGCCUAAUAAAAUGCACUUAGUACAGCUAAGACCAGAUUAUUAUUCAGAGUCGAAUUUCCAAUCGAUCCAUUCAAAUAAUCCUCUGGUAGACAAUUCUACAGUUUCCUUAUCAAAUCAACAGUCUAAUGACACAAAUUCAAUGCAUUCUCAAAUAACAAAUACUGAUAAUAAUAAUAGUAUUGUCGGAACAGACUGUGAUCACCUUACUAAAAUCAAUCAUCCACCUGUUAAUUCGGUACACAAUCGUAUAGGUGUAUAAAUAAUUUUUCAUAUUCCUAUCCACCACAAUGAUAUAUAAUGUUUCAACUCUGGUAGUAGUGUUUUGUUUUUUUUUGCGUACUAUGUUUGUGUGAAAAUAAUGAAAUUUCUUCCUUAGACAUAUAUAUAUAUAUAUAUAUAU
Messenger RNA from Schistosoma rodhaini, 5145 nucleotides. The record is from the annotation of a GenBank genome assembly. Lineage: Eukaryota; Metazoa; Platyhelminthes; Trematoda; Strigeidida; Schistosomatidae.